Molecule: messenger RNA, 720 nt
Organism: Symbiodinium sp. CCMP2592
Lineage: Eukaryota; Dinophyceae; Suessiales; Symbiodiniaceae
Source: the annotation of a GenBank genome assembly
AUGUCGGAUGAGUCGCAGCAUCAGCCUGAGCAGGAGGACGAGAAUCAGGAGGAAGUGCCCAUCAGGAUUUUCACGGCCAUCACCAUCGAGGGGGCAGGCCUCAAAAAGGCGACGUGGCAACCCGCGGUCCAAGUAGUGUCUGGAUGCAACUACAUCAAAUUAAACAAAUGGGAUCGCGACCUCACCCUGUUUGUGACAGGCAAAGGGUUGCGGCUGCAUAGUGGCAAAGAACACAACAUCAAUAGGCAAUGGUUCUCUACCGUGGCCGAGCUUCGCAAAGAAGCCUGCCAAGAAUCACUCAAACGGGUGAUCAAAGAGGCCGCCGAGGCGGAAGGAACACCAAUCCCGCAGAAGAUUCGGCCAGCCACACAGCAGGACGAGUACCUUGCUGGUCGCACCGUGCAGGUGCUGGCCCCUGCUGUGCAGAAUGCUGACGGUGAUGAGGUACAUGCAGAACAUCAGAUGACGAUGCUUUGGGGCAUCAAGGGCGAGCAGCUCUGGGUUGAACUCACGACAGAAAACUUGAAUUAUGUUCGCUUGGCUAUCUUGCACUCGUCUGCAGCCGCCCCGGCGCCUCCGAAGCGAGCUCGAGGGAAAGCUGCAGCGGGCAGUCCGAAGAGGAGGAAGAGAGGCCGCAAACCACAGAAGCCACUCUGCGACGAAGAUCACGAAGGCGAGCCCGACCAGGAAGCCGUCCCGCUAGCCGCCGAGAACUUGUGA